CUGGGUUGGAUAGGAAAAGCUCUACUCCAUACCUACUGUCGGUAUUCCGAUAUCGUAGUGCCUUUUCCUUUCUACCCACACUAAAGUAGCAGCAGUAGUAGUAGUAGCAGCGGUAUGAGAUUAAUGGACUUUCCUUUUGAAUAUUUUCGGACAUUCUUAGUCCUUACCGCCUGUCCACCCUUGCUUCCAAUGAACUCUCGUUUGUAGAUUUCUCGUAACAUAAGUGCUCUGGUGCUCACAAGUCCGAGUGCAUUAGGCUCAUUAGAUCAUUCACCAGGUGCACGUAAAUUCCAUUCUAUCUAACGAACCAAGCCACAAUGGCAGCCACGGGCGACUUCGCGCCGCCAUCAUCCAUCCUCAUCAUUGGCUCGGGCGUCUUCGGUCUUUCCACAGCCUAUGAUCUGACCAAGCGCCCAGCAUGGUCCGAGACCCAGAUCACCGUCCUAGACCGCGCCCACCCCAAUGAGGCCGGCGCCCGGCCGGCCUUCCCUUCAAAGGACUCCUCGAGCAUAGACUCCUCGCGCAUCGUGCGCGCAGACUACGCAGACAGGGCUUACGCCCAUCUCGCGGCUGUGGCACAGGAGGAGUGGCGAAAGCCCGGCCCCAACUCCUGGGGUGGCGAGGGACGGUAUUCAGAGACUGGCUUCCUGAUUUGUGCCGAUAAGGGCGCUGAGAGGAGGAGCGACGGCACAAAGACCGGAUUGGGAUAUGCCAAGGAGUCUUACAAAAACGCUCUAGAGCUCCUAGAGAUGGAGGGCUUGCCAAGAGGCAGUGUGGUGGAACUUGAUGGGCGGGACAAGAUCGCCCAGGCCAGCGGAACAGGGGCACCUUUCGGGGACUGGGGAUACCUCAACAAGAGGAGUGGAUGGGCAAAUGCGGAAAAGAGUAUGGUCUACCUCUAUAACAAGGUGGUCGAGACCGGCCGGGUCAAGUUCGUUGGUGGAACCGUUGAGAGGCUAGAGGUUAAAGGCAAAAAGGUGACCGGCGCGAGGCUAAGCAAUGGCGAGACUAUUCUGGCUGGUCUGGUCGUGGUUGCGGCUGGCGCCUGGUCUCCGAGCUUGGUUGAUCUGAGGGGCCAGGCUGUGGCCACUGGCCAAGCCCUUGCGUAUACAGACAUCAACGAUCAAGAGCAGGCGAGGUUGGCAAAUGUCCCGGUGCUGAUGAACAUGACACAGUCAAACUUCAUGAUCACACCAAGCAACAACGUGGUCAAGAUUGGACGACACGCUUAUGGAUACAUGAACCCGAAGAAGGUGACAUCAGCAUUGGUGGUCCCCAAGAAGGAGGGAGACUCGCCGUAUCCUGAAAUCACCGUUUCACAGCCAUACACCCACAUCGAUGAUUCCAAGCUCUGGGUUCCGGCUGAGGGUGAACGCGACCUGAGGAGGGGAUUGCGAGAGAUGGUGCCAUGGCCAGGCUUGAUGGACCGGCCAUGGACUCACAGCCGGAUUUGCUGGUACACAGAUACAGCAAGUGGCGACUUCAUAAUCACAUACCACCCUCAUUGGGACGGCCUCUUUCUAGCUACAGGUGGCAGUGGGCACGGUUUCAAGUUCCUGCCAGUGUUGGGCAGCAAGAUCGCGGACACAAUCGAGAAGAACUACCCAGCCGACUUCAGGGAGAAGUGGAGCUGGAAGGAGCCAAAUGAUAUCGAGGCGCAGAUCAUCACGGAAGAUGGCAGCAGAGGUGGUCGAGUCGGCCUGUGUCUUAUGGACGAAUUACAGAAGAAUGGCUCGCGUCUGUAAAUUAUGACAACACAAAUUCGACUAGUUGGAGAUGUACAUGUUGAACUUUGUAAGAUUUGAUUCUUCAAGUAGACGCUACUGAGCUGAAAGAGCAGUAUCAAUAUAUCAUAUCGACUGAUGUCGUUGUUUUUAUCUUUAUUGUUGGCAAGUUUGGCUCUGAAGUUGUGGACUGGUUCCACUAAAACUUGAUAUUAGUGUGUCUCAAAUUAUUGGUGCUUAAAAGCCUGAACGGAGCAGACGAUCGAACCGACACUUGUGGCUGUGUAAGACGAAC
Messenger RNA from Truncatella angustata, 2019 nucleotides. RefSeq names its product FAD dependent oxidoreductase. Gene Ontology annotation, molecular function: flavin adenine dinucleotide binding; proline dehydrogenase activity; L-pipecolate oxidase activity. The coding region runs from base 318 to 1745 and encodes 475 amino acids. The record is from RefSeq and is a predicted model, not a curated record. Lineage: Eukaryota; Fungi; Ascomycota; Sordariomycetes; Amphisphaeriales; Sporocadaceae. The transcript has 2 exons.